ACAUUUUCAACCAUUUCCAACCUGGAGGCUUUUCUCAGGAACACAGAGCUCUCCUGUACACAUACAGACACAGGGAAAGAGGGGAAAGAACCACGCCAGGAGGGCAACUCAGACAGUUGCUCUGAAUCAGGUCUCUCUACCUACACAUAGAGGGGAAAUGGAACCUUCCAGACCACCCUGAAAUAACUUUUAAAACGGGUUCUAAUGUUUUCCUGAGAAACUGAAAAUGAGUUGCUCCUGGAUUCCCAGGGAGAUUAUUCCAGGACAUGCUUCCUGCCUCUGAACAGUUUGACUUGACCGGGAAAGUCAUUGGAAUUUCACUCGGCUUUACAUCACUGGAAGUGACAUUUAACGUACAGUGGAGUCGAGGCUGUUUGUGAUUGGAGAUAGUGAUCUAUAUGCAACACAGCAGGGUCUUGUGUUGCCAUACAGGAUUACAGGAGAGCAGGGGUUAUACCUGGAGCCUUCCUGGAGAGGUUAAGAAGAGCUAGGGGAUUUGUCCUCACAAAGGCCUUUUUGUUCACUGAAACCAGUAGAAGUGGAACACAAAUUGGCAGGUCGAGGUUCCUCUUGGUGUAGAGAUGAGCCUUUUGUGACACCCUGAAUGGACACAUUGUGCUCGGGUAGCCUCUACCUGCUGGCUAGGAGUUCACUGGUCUAAGUACAUGCUACAUGACAGUUAAGGGUUCUGUGAAAAUGGACAGUGUAAGUAAUAGCUCUAACGGUCAGGGGAAGCAGCAAUCCAGUUCGUUCCGCAGUAAGAUCUCCACUAUGUUUACACGUGGGGACAAGCCUGAGCCUCAGAGGCUGGCGGGAGAGACUGCGGUGCUGACGGCUUUCAGGACCCUGUCUGAUGAAGAUAACUAUCUCACAGGGGUUCAUGAUCAAAGUGCUCUGGAUGUUAUCAGUGAUGACAGACUUCGAGUGGGGGGAGAUGUGAGGGGUAGGCGUGAGGUUCUUCAUAAUGGAGAGGCCACCUUCCUUGAUACGGAGGACAGGAUGGAAUCAUGGGAGAAUGAGUCCAGUAGGAAGAGUAGCUCGGUGACCUCUCCUCCUAACCCAGGCCAAGUGUCUGUGUCCAUGGCCGACCCAGAUCUGGUCCAGGUCACUAGGGUGGAGAUCUGCAGCGACACAGUAAUGGAAGAUGAGGAGGGGAUCAGCAGCCUCAGCCAAUCAGACAAGCAUGACACCCCUGGAAUGUCCCUCCCACCUGACGAUGACCAGUGGACAGUGAACGAUAAUAACAUUGGUCAGCUGCCACCCGCUGGCCCAGUGAGAGGUGCCAUUGAUACAGACUUAGAGCUGCCUGUGUUCAAGCCAGAAAGUCUUGUGGAAAGAUCCCUCAAAGACACCUCUGUUCUGUUCUCUGGAAGGAUUAUGGGCAGAUCUGACAGUGGGACAGAUCUUGGUCUCUUCUCCUCUGUCUCCAAACCACAAGUGCCUGGAGACGGCUGCAGCACGUACCUAUCCACUGAUCCCAGGCCUGUGGAGGUGGGUGUGGAUGCAGCAGCCAUGGGUGCAGAGGGGUCCAGCCAUCAUCACCACAAAGUAGCCAAAGGCUUCAGCAUCAGCCAGGAGGUAUUGGGCCUAACUGACGUGUGUGCUGGAAACCCUGCAGUGUAUUCACCUCUUAACCUGUCUUUGACCUCAGAACCCCAAACAUCGGAGGCAGCAGCAGACCACACUGCCUUUCCGUCAGGACAGCCAGCGGACCAAGAUACUGGACAGAGGAAGGAAAUAUUGUCGGAAAACACUGGAACUGAGGAGCAUAGAGAGCAUGCUCCCUGCUUCGACUCCCCUUGCGCCCUCUCUGAUUCCAGGCCACCUGAAGCAGCAGAGCCAUCUUCCCCCUGCCUGGAGGAGCAGCCUGACACGCAUGUCCCUGGAAAGUCCCCAGUUGACAGCCAGCCAAGUGCCAUUCCUGUCUCUGUCUCGCCCAGGGACCAAGGCGACAUGCCUGCCACUAGGAGGCCCGAUACAGACCCGCCCUCCAUCACAUUGUCUCCCGCCAGGGGCACAGCCUCCUGCCAGGCCCCCUCCUUCGAAAUUCCUGCCCUGUUCAGCAGGCUGCUGGUUCUGAAGAAGGGGGCUGUGGGGGAGGAGAGGGAGACAGUGUCUGAGAUCAAACAGAGAGACACUGACCUGGCCCUGCUGAGCCUGAAGAAGAGCAUCAACAAAAUCAAGAACCUCCCUGAGCAGAUCACCUCCAGUAGCAGCACCCCCAAGAAACGUACCGAGCCCAAACCUGUGUCUGAGACCAAGAGUAAUCUCUUAGGGCAGAUCAGCCAUCUACUCAACCUAGACGGUACCAAGGCCGAGGACAAGCCAGACCCAGACAGGGACCCGGAGAGGAGGGAGGAGGGGGUGACAGACAAGGGUCCAGAGCACAUCCCCAUCACCCAACCAGCAGACAGCAGGAAAGCUUCACACACAACACUUGACACCUUCAAGAGGUCCAAACCUGCUAAAAAGGAUACAGAAGAGCCUGUGGAUUUAGAGGCUGUCAAGGAAAAUAACAGAAGUGAAAAGGAGCUGCUGAAAUCCAUCUGUGAGAGAACGUCCAAGUGUCCUAGCAGCAGUGAGCAAAAAGGUCCAGCAGAGUCUAACUCUGAGGUCACCUCCCCUGCAGACAGUGAGGACCGGACCCCCGGGCGGCUCCAAGCCAUCUGGCCCCCGCCCAAGCCCAAGGAUGAGGAGGAGAAGGUGGGGCUCAGGUACACCGAGGCAGAGCACCAGGCUGCCCUCUUGCAGCUGAAGAGAGAAUGCAAAGAGGAGUUGGAGAAAUUACAUACGGACUUUGAGCUCCAAAUCUUCCAGGUGCGUGGGGAGCAUGCUGUGUCAGUGUCCCGGCUGGAGGGAGUCAUCAGCAAGCUGCAUACAGACCGUUACCAGGCCUUUAGCCAGGGUCUUGAGAGGGGCAAGCUCCGUGAGACCUGUGUGUCCACUGAGGACGACCUGCCCCCCAAAACUUUCCGUAACGUCUGCAUCCAGACAGACAGGGAGACCUUCCUCAGGACCCCCGAGGGUGAGGCCAGCCGGUCUGGUCUCAGCCCCAGCCAGAACGUGCCUAAGAAACUCAACCUGGACUCCAUCAACCUGAGUCUGCAUGGAGGACUGCCUGGCCCACCUCCUCCUCCUCUUCCUCCUCCUCCCCCUCCUCCUCCGCUCCCUGGCCAAAUAGGACUGCUUCCACCUCCUCCUCCCCCGUUACCUGGCAACAUGGGGCCACCGCCUCCACCCCCCCUCCCAGGUUUUGGUCCCCCACCUCCCCCUCCCCUUGGGUUACCUGGAGCUGGCCCUCCUCCUCCUCCCCCUCCUCCUGGGUGCGGCCCACCUCCUCCUCCUGGGGGAGGAUUUGGGUUUGGGUUCGGCCAGGUAGCAGAGAAGGCCCCAAGGAAGCCUGCGUUGGAACCGGCCACUCCCAUGAAGCCUCUAUACUGGACCAGGAUACAGAUCCAGGACAAUAAUAAUAAUACACUGUGGGGUUCACUGGAGGAGCCAGAUAUCAUAGACACCAAGGAGUUUGAGGACCUGUUCUCCAAGGCCACUCUGCAGCCGAAGAAGAAGCCCCUUUCAGACAGCUAUGAGAAGAAGGCCAAGACUAAGAAGAUUAUCAAGCUGCUGGAUGGGAAACGUUCCCAAGCAGUGGGCAUCCUCAUCUCAAGUCUGCACCUGGAAAUGAAGGACAUUCAGCAAGCUGUUUUGACUGUGGAUAACUCUGUGGUGGACUUGGAGACCAUCGAGGCUUUAUAUGAAAAUAGGGCCACUAGUGACGAGCUGCAGAAGAUCAAAAAACACUAUGAAACAUCCAAGGAGGAUGAGGUGAAGCUACUGGACAAGCCUGAACAGUUCUUGUAUGAACUCUCCCAGAUUCCAGACUUCUCUGGCCGGUCCCACUGCAUCAUAUUCCAGUCUAUCUUCCUCGACUCCAUGUCCUCCAUCCACCGCAAAGUAGAAAUAGUCUCCACCGUGAGCAAAGAUCUGCUAGACUGUAGCAGUGUGAAGGAUGUGAUAGGGCUGGUCCUAGCCUUUGGGAACUACAUGAACGGAGGCAACAGGACGCGAGGUCAAGCUGAUGGCUUUGGCCUGGAGAUCCUGCCCAAACUGAAGGACGUCAAGAGCAGGGACAAUCGUAUCAGUCUGGUGGAUUAUGUGGUUGCAUACUAUCUGCGCAAUUUCGACGAGCACGCAGGAACAGACAAGAGUGCAUUCCCACUUCCUGAACCACAGGAUUUCUUCCUGGCCGCUCAGGUCAAGUUUGAAGACCUCACAAAGGACAUGAGGAAGCUGAAGAGAGACCUGACUGCGUGUGAAAAGGAUGUGCAGAAGGUGUGUGCUAACUCCUCAGAGGAGAACCUCCAGCCCUUCAAGGAGAAAAUGGAGGCCUUCGUCUCGACCGUUCAAAAGGACCACACUGCUGAGGACGAUCAGCUCAAAGCUGCACAGAAAAGCUUCCUGGACAUGGUGAGCUACUUUGGGCUCAAGCCAAAGUCUGGGGAGAAGGAGGUGGCCCCCGGUUACGUCUUCAUGCUCUGGUACGAGUUCUGCAGCGACUUUAAGAACACUUGGAAGCGGGAGAGUAAGAACAUCUCCAAGGAGAGGCUGAAGGAAGCACAGGAGAACAUCAAAAAGAUCACAGCUGAGAAGAGGGUGGAAACCAAGAAGAUCAAUGCCAACAGUCUGAAAGAAAGACUGCGUCAGAAAGAAGCCAGCGUGUCCUCCAGCUGAAGAGGAUGAUCAAU
Messenger RNA from Oncorhynchus tshawytscha (Chinook salmon), 4742 nucleotides. RefSeq names its product formin. Lineage: Eukaryota; Metazoa; Chordata; Actinopteri; Salmoniformes; Salmonidae. Gene Ontology annotation, cellular component: cytoplasm; endoplasmic reticulum membrane; nucleus. The transcript is spliced from 17 exons. Bases 673 to 4728 code for a protein of 1351 amino acids. Gene Ontology annotation, molecular function: microtubule binding. The record is from RefSeq and is a predicted model, not a curated record. Gene Ontology annotation, biological process: actin nucleation.